AUGGCCGCAGCGGGACAGCGUCCCCUGGGGCAGGCUGCGGCCCCGGACGGUGGUGGCGAUAAGCGCCCGGCAGUUCGGGCCCGGGAAUGCUGCUCAUUGUUGGAGAGGGCGAGGAAAAGUUCUGUUGACUUUCUUGGACAACGUUCAGUAGUCAUCACGUUCACUCUGGUCGGGAAACUCCUAUCGGUUUUCUUCGCGCAGCUCUUCGUCCCUGGGGACUUAAGUCACAACAAAUUAUCUUCAAUCAAGACCAGUAUCUUGGAUCACCUUCAUAGUCUUCAGGAAGUGAAGUUGAACAACAAUGAACUGGAGAUCAUUCCAGAUCUGGGACCAGUCUCGGCAAAUAUAACUCUUCUGUCUUUGACCAAUAACAAGAUUGCCAACAUUUUGUCUGAACAUCUGAAGCCAUUUCAGAGUCUAGAGACUUUGGACUUGAGCAACAAUAACAUAUCGGAGCUAAAAAUUUCAUCAUUUCCAUCAUUACAACUCAAGUAUCUGUAUAUUAACAGUAACCGAAUAACCUCUAUGGAGCCUGGUACCUUUGACAAUUUGUCUACCACACUUCAAGUAUUGAAACUGAACAGGAACAAAAUUUCAGCAAUUCCUCAAAAGAUGUUUAAACUGUCCCAUCUGCAGCACCUGGAGCUGAAUCGCAACAAAAUCAGAAAAAUAGAUGGGCUCACUUUCCAAGGACUUCCUGCUUUGAAAUCAUUAAAAUUGCAGAGAAAUGGGGUUACGAGGCUCAUGGAUGGUGCUUUCUGGGGUUUGACCAACAUGGAAGUCUUGCAGCUGGACCAUAACAACUUAACAGAGGUAACCAAAGGCUGGCUUUAUGGCUUACUGAUGCUGCAGCAGCUUCAUCUCAGCCAAAACGCCAUCAGCAGGAUCAGUCCUGAUGCCUGGGAAUUUUGCCAAAAACUCAGUGAGCUAGAUUUGACACUCAAUCAUUUAGCAAGGUUAGAUGAUUCAAGUUUCAUUGGUUUAAGCGUGCUGGUUGGACUGUACAUCGGAAACAACAAAGUAAAUUACAUUGCUGAUUGUGCCUUCAAGGGACUUUCCAGUCUGCAGAUUCUGGAUCUGAAAAACAAUGAAAUAUCAUGGACUAUUGAAGAUAUGAAUGGUGCUUUCUCUGGCCUAGAUAAACUUAGAAAGCUGAUACUUCAAGGAAACAGAAUUAGAUCCAUUACAAAGAAAGCAUUUUCUGGUUUGGAUGCACUUGAACACUUAGAUCUAAGUAACAAUGCAAUUAUGUCAGUUCAAGGAAAUGCAUUUUCACAAAUGAAGAAACUCAAAGAAUUACACUUCAACACAUCAAGUCUUUUGUGUGACUGCCAGUUAAAAUGGCUACCACAGUGGAUGUCAGAGAACAACUUCCAGAGCUUUGUGAAUGCCAGUUGUGCCCAUCCUCAGCUGCUAAAAGGGAGAAGUAUUUUUGCUGUCAGCCUGGAUGAGUUUGUCUGUGAUGAUUUUCCUAAACCACAGAUCACUGUCCAGCCAGAAACCCAGUCAGCAAUUAAAGGCUCCAAUUUGAGUUUUGUGUGUUCAGCAGCCAGCAGUAGUGAUUCCCCAAUGACUUUUGCAUGGAAGAAAGACAAUGAAUUGCUGCAAGAUGCUGAAAUGGAGAAUUACGCACACCUCCGGGCCCAGGGUGGAGAAGUGAUGGAGUACACCACCAUCCUUCGACUGCGCAACGUUGAAUUCAGUAAUGAAGGGAAAUACCAGUGUGUUAUUUCAAAUCACUUUGGUUCAUCCUACUCUGUCAAAGCCAAACUUACAGUAAACAUGCUGCCUUCAUUUACAAAAAUCCCCAUGGACUUAACCAUUCGAGCUGGGGCAAUGGCGCGUUUGGAAUGUGCUGCAGUUGGGCAUCCUAUCCCACAGAUUGCUUGGCAGAAAGAUGGUGGAACAGAUUUUCCUGCAGCACGCAAGAGGCGCAUGCAUGUCAUGCCUGAAGAUGAUGUGUUCUUUAUUGUUGAUGUAAAGAUUGAGGACACAGGUGUUUACAGCUGUACAGCUCAAAACACUGCUGGAAGUAUUUCAGCUAACGCAACAUUAACAGUACUAGAAACACCAUCAUUUUUGCGGCCUUUGCUGGACCGAACUGUAACAAAAGGUGAAACUGCAGUCUUGCAGUGCAUUGCUGGUGGUAGCCCUCCACCCCGACUGAACUGGACUAAGGAUGACAGCCCUCUCGUGGUAACAGAAAGACAUUUCUUUGCUGCAGGCAAUCAGUUACUAAUUAUUGUGGAUACAGAUGUAGAAGAUGCUGGGAAAUACACUUGUGAAAUGUCUAAUACACUUGGAACAGAACGAGGCAACAUACGUCUUAAUGUAAUUCCUACUCCCACCUGUGACUCUCCUCAAAACAUUGCCCCAUCACUUGAUGAUGAUGGAUGGGCCACAGUUGGCAUUGUGAUCAUAGCUGUGGUUUGCUGUGUGGUGGGCACUUCUUUGGUGUGGGUGGUCAUCAUCUACCACACCAGAAGGAGAAAUGAAGAUUGCAGCAUCACAAAUACAGAUGAAACAAAUUUACCUGCAGACAUUCCAAGUUACCUCUCAUCCCAGGGGACACUGGCUGAAAGGCAGGAUGGAUAUGGCUCCUCUGAAAAUGGCAGUCACCAUCAGUUUCUGUCAUCUUCUAUAGGAGGGUAUUUUCUGCAGCAGAGGGACAGUAAUGGCAUUUGCCAUCUAGAUAACAGCAGUGAAACAGACUUGGAUGGUGUUGCAGAUCCAUUCCUGUGUCACUAUCUGGGGACUUCAGGGACUUCGUAUUUAAAAGGCAACAUUUACAGUUCUGAUGCAUUUGAAGCAUGCAAUACAAGUUGCAGCCCUGACCAGAGAUCAGCAGGCUUGGGCCCUUACGAGUCUGGAUAUUUAAAGAAAAAGGAAUGCUAUCAAUACUCACCUGCACAGGAAGAUCCCUUUGACCAGUGUGUUGGCUUUAUUGGGACACCGGCUACAAGUAGCAGAUUGAUGAACUCUGUUUAUACUCAAAAUGAAGGAACUGGACUGAAAAGCAAAAGUCUCAACUUAGACACAUUUGAUUUAAACAGAAGUUUGGAGCCCUCAUCUGUUACAAGUAACAGCACUUUCAUGGGAACAUUUGGAAAGCCUUUAUGGAGGCCUCAGCUGGACUCUCUUUCAAGCUGUAGACAGCAAGCAAAUUGCCAGCCAAAAACCCCUCAUAAUAAUCAUCAUGUCUCACUGGACUUCGAUGCAGAGGUGGAUGAAGAGGGAAGGAAAAGGACAGUUUCUAGGGGAGAAAAUAGCUUUUAUACUUGCAAACAGUCCUUUGAAAACUUUAGGACUUCUGCAUUCCAAUCCUGUGAUUCAGAUACGUAGCUCCUUUUGGACUUGCUGAUUUCUGGAACCAAAGAAAUAAUUUGACAUACUACUACCUCAGUAUGGAACUUUAUUUAAAAAGGGAAUAAGGAGAAGAAGGGAAGAAAGAAACCACAUGAUGCUCUGAAAUCAGAAGAAAAAAUAUAUUUUUUUUCCAAUAAAGCAUAAUUUCCAAGAUGCUCUACAUUGGUUCUACAGGGGAAAAAUCCUUAUAAAAAUACUAUAUUUGUAAUUAUUUUAUAGCUUUUUUUUAAUGCAAAUAAUAUGUUUUGUAAAUUAAUGAUGUAAAUAAUACAGUGUACCUAUUUCUAUGUCAGACUUCAUUUUCUUGAAAUGAGUAGUAAGCAUUCUAAUUUUGUAUUUUUUUUUAAGUUUUGUACCUUUUUGCAAAUGGAAACUCCAUGCUGUUUGCAGGUACCAUGCAUCUUAUUUGCACAUUACUUUAAUAAAAUAUGCUGCCAUGUGGUCUCUGACCCACAUUAGAGUAUGAAGAAUGAAAAGUGUGAAUUAUGUUUUUGUACAGUGUUGCAAAUGUAGGUGCUUUCUGAUGCACGUUUGCACCUUUAUUUGACUUAAACUUGUACCUUUAGAUUUACUAUGUAAAAUACCUUCUUCUUCAAAGAGAGGGUGUGGUCCUGCCAUGGUUAUUGGUGAGGUUGGUUGCAGCUGCUUGAACUAAAGCAAGGCUGUAAAUCCUCCAGUUUGUGAAUUCCCCCUGUCAGAUGUGCACACACAUGCUCUCAGUUUUCAUGCCUGUAAGACUGUAGAACCAGCAGUUUGCCUGUGCCUUUGUUAGUGUGCCUGCAUCUGGUGGAAGGAUAUACACAGUAGAUGCACGAAUUCAUAUCAAGCUAUUUACUAAAAGAAGAAAAAUGGCACUGGGUAUCUGCCUGGUAACCUAGCUCUUCUCUGAGUGGCUGCAUCAAGUGUUUGCCAAAUACGCAGUGCAUGUCUGAGUCUUUGCUUUCCCACACCCUUUAUCCCUCUUUUCUUGCUUCUGCAGCCACUCCCUGCUCAACAUGAGGAGGUAAUCCAAGAAUAAGAUAAUGUUUUUUUUGUUUAAUUCAUGCUUCUGUUCCUUACUUGGCUGCCCUUCUCUGGUUAUAGAUGAGAUCUGUGCUUUAUUUAAUUGCUCAGUCAUGUUGAGCAAUUGUAGACUCUUGCUGGAUUAUAUUUGUAGUAAAGAACCCAGUGUCUAACUAUACAAAGUCAGAGAUAAACAGUAGUUAAAACUGAGUGGACACAGUCUACUUUUUCUGUUUCCAGGUACAGAUGCGUAUUGUUUUAAAAAGUUGUGAAUCCUGUUGUCAUUACUGUGCUAAAACAGUGAGACUUCAAAAUGGUUAAUUCUACAGGACAUUGGCUUUUUAAAUCUGCCUGCUUUGAAGGUGCAAACUUACAUGGUUGCCAAAUAGCUUCUUUUAAACUAAAGUAAAAGCAGCUGUUAGCAUAGGCCAUCACAGGCAUCAGGGCUAAAGCGAGAGCAAAGAUUUUGUUGCCUGGUGUAGCUGAACUAAGGGCUUUUAGUUGUCUGCAGCCAGAAACCUGGUGCCCAGAUUGCAAUGCAAUUUCCCUUUAAUUUAGGCACCAGUAUUAGAGGCAGGAAGUUAAUCCAUCCUUAGUCACUGGUGGUCUAAGCUUACAGAACGGGUUUUGCGUGCUUUAGUUGAUCAUAUUGCCAGAUUUUUUGACUUACUGUUAAUUUGUCUUCAUUGCUGCCAGAUGUGCUGAUGUGGUGACAGACAUUGGUACUGGUGUUUGAUUAUAAUUAAGUGCAUUUGAAAGGGAUUAAUUUUUCCUCAGUUAAGCACAAACCUGUAGGUCAAUAAGGCAAGAAAUCUAAAAUUUGGUUCACUCAAUAAUCUCUCCUUUUUUUCCCCCAAACCUCCCUCCCUAAUGACCCUGUUUUUUAGGGAGAGGAGAGCUGGAGCCUGUGAUAGCUCCUGUUUAUAGCCAGACAUUGCUUUUUUGACAUAUUAAAAAAUACCUAAGUUAAAAACAGUAACUCCAGAUUUAGUGUGUAUCCUUAAGAACUCCAUGUUAAAGGUUCAUCACGAAAAACAAGCUUUAAAUUCUGUAGUGGGUGAAGGUUGAGAACAGUGGCAAUGUCAUUCUUUUUUCAUCUCCCUUGCAAAGAUACUAAUCUUCCAAGGGCUUGAAUGUCUGUACCUAAAUAAAUGUUCAGGGUCAAUGACUGAAUUUUAAACGCUUUUCACCAAGUUGCAUUUAGUAAUCUAGACGUAGGAAUGACUUAAAAUGUUACUUGAUGCCUUAAAUUCCCAGGAAUGAAAAUAAAAGCUCCUAUGUCCUUUUUUCUGCUAGCUUGAGUUUUUGUGCUUUAUAAGUGGAUUGUGCUUUAAUACAGUGGCAAUCUAUAGAGUGCAAGAUAGUUUCAAUAUCUUAGUAGUUCUUUUUAAACCAAUGAUGUAACCAAACACCUGUUUUAAAGGCUUGGAAGUUUGCUUGCCUUUUUUUUUUGUCCCCCCCUGCCUCUUUAAGAUGCAAAUGUUAGUGAGUAGUUGGGUAUUUACCCAGCUGAAAGCUAAAUUGUAAGUUGAUGUGAUGGGGAAAGAAAUUGCAGCCAACCCUGAGUAAAGCUUACACUGCAUCUCAAGAAUUAGAAUGAGAAACAAGUCUUGUGUUGCUCAGUGACAAAAUAGACAUUUUGCAGUUUUAUGACCAGCAGCAGCUGGAAUCUUGCCAUGGGCUCACUUAAAACUUGUAGAAUUUUCUUUAAGGGCAGUAUUCACUUAAUGCUUUACACAACAAAAUGUUUUGCCUUGUUGAACUCACAAGUGAUUGCUGAGGCACAGUUUCUGUAAGCCCUAAAUAGUUUAAGAUAAAUGGAGUUACUCAUUUACCACAAUCUCUCUGGAGUGAGCAUUUCCUAAAUGUGUAACCGAAAUGAUGUGUAUGAGAUGACACUAAGGAUACCUGCGUACUGACGGGCAUUACAAUUUCAAACACAACUUUAUGGAGUUCUACUCUAUUUCAGCAGCAAAUGCUUUAAUUUAGAAUUCUUAACUGUAAGGGCAUCUUGAUAAAUGGCAAAGAGUUAGGUGCAAAGCUUUCUCCAACUGAGGGCUCAUUAGUGUCACCAAACAUUUCUUAUUUCAGUCUCUGGGAUCUCUUGAACACUUAAGCCUUAUUCCUUGAGCCGCUUCAAAUAAGCUUAAAACUAAGACUUAGCUUUGCACUGCAAACAUUUGUGUUCUGCCAGCCUUACAAACCAGGACUAUAAUUGGGGAUUGUGUUUCUUCUUGAAUAUAAACAUAAGCAGAAAUUCUGUUAGCUACUUGCAAGUUUUCUUGUUACAGAUAUGACACAUCUCGGAGUUAAGCUUUCUCAGUGAAAUCUUUUUUGCUCACUUUGUGUAUUGCUUUGUCAUGGAGAAUGUGUCUUGACUAGUUGGAUGUUAGUUUACGACUCUUGUGAAAUUACUUAAGAAAAUAAGGAGACAGGAGAACCUCAGCCUGUUUAGUGAAGGGGGAAAAAAAGCAAUGUAUAACAAGAUGCAGUUUGUGUACAUGCCAUUUUAUUCGCGUUAAAAACUUUACCGAUACCUUUCUUUUUUGUAUUUCAGUGGAGUGUUGCAGGAGGGAAUAAAAACAACGUCUUAGCUCA
This is a messenger RNA of Cyanistes caeruleus (blue tit), 6966 nucleotides long. The record is from RefSeq and is a predicted model, not a curated record. Lineage: Eukaryota; Metazoa; Chordata; Aves; Passeriformes; Paridae.